Messenger RNA from Paraglomus brasilianum, 348 nucleotides. The record is from the annotation of a GenBank genome assembly. Lineage: Eukaryota; Fungi; Glomeromycota; Glomeromycetes; Paraglomerales; Paraglomeraceae.
AUGUCUUAUAUGACCCCUCCGACAGAGAAAGUUCGUUAUUUUAUCCGUCAGCGCAUGAUGUUCAAGUUACAACACGUCGGGAUAAUAGAUUUUCGCGUGCGAACAGUUGAUGGCGCGUUCAUAAUUCCUGUUUUCUUGAAAAGUUUUCUUUUAUUAUGGCAGCCACAAGUUCGUAUUCGAGAAUAUUCCGCCGCGAGUUUGGGAUAUAGGCCCGCCAUGGUUCUCGUAGGAAUAGCCGAUAGGACAAAAAUGUCUUCGAACUUCGACGGCUUGUGUUUAAGUCUUAGUAACAAGGAAAUGCAUAAAGAAAAGUCGACCGUUGUCCGUUAUGGAGGCACUUGGCUUUAA